AUGACGGACCCAGUCAACCUCGAACCCAUUCCGGCACUUCAGGACUCGUACGUCUUCCACUCUCAGCUACCGCCUGAGGCAGCGCCGGGGAGCGAUGCGAACAAGGGCGGGUGGAUCAUGGGUAUCGACGAGGCUGGGCGAGGACCCGUCCUUGGACCGAUGGUGUAUGCCUGCGCGUUCUGCCCGAUGUCGUUCAAGCCGACACUCGAGGGACUCGGCUUCGAUGUGCGACAGUCUCUGUGGGAGGCAUUCGAUGUGCACCCCGAAUUGUGCUACUCUUCAUCAACUCUGGCUCCGCAAGCCAUCUCGGCCGCCAUGCUCCGCAAGGUUCCCAUCAACCUGAAUCAGCAGGCGCAGGACGCGACGAUGGGGUUGAUCCGAGCGGCGCUCGACCGGGGGAUCAACGUGCAGGAGCAGUGCUUCGUCGACGCCCUAGGCCCAUCCCAGGUAUGGCAAGACAAGCUGUCUGCCGAAUUCCCGACGAUCAAGUUCCUUGUAUGCCCGAAGGCCGACUCGCUGUUCAAGAUCGUCGGCGCGGCGUCGAUCGUCGCGAAAGUCACGCGCGACCGGUACAUUGAGGGCUGGGUCGAUGCUGAGGGUCCGAUGCCCGGCUCCGCUGGCGCCGGUGAUGAGGAGGCAGAGGAGCUGAUUCGCGGAAGCGGCUACCCAUCUGAUCCCAAAACACAGGCAUUCCUUCGCCAACAGCUGGACCCUGUGUUCGGUUAUCGCGGCAUGGUGCGAUUCUCAUGGGCUACCGUCAAGGUCCUGCUCGAGAAGCAGGGGCACAGUUGCCAGUGGGCCGACGAUGUCUCUCAACCGUCCGCCGCGGCAUACUUUACGGGGGAGGACAAGGGGCGACCGAAGCUCUGGCGCGAUCUUGGCGUCAGCGGCGUGGGUGAGCUGUAG
Molecule: messenger RNA, 906 nt
Organism: Trichosporon asahii var. asahii CBS 2479
Lineage: Eukaryota; Fungi; Basidiomycota; Tremellomycetes; Trichosporonales; Trichosporonaceae
Exons: 5
Coding region: 1-906 (301 amino acids)
Biological process (GO): mismatch repair; DNA replication, removal of RNA primer
Cellular component (GO): ribonuclease H2 complex
Molecular function (GO): RNA-DNA hybrid ribonuclease activity; RNA binding
Source: RefSeq, a predicted model, not a curated record